Messenger RNA from Tarenaya hassleriana, 3076 nucleotides. RefSeq names its product pentatricopeptide repeat-containing protein At4g19220, mitochondrial. The record is from RefSeq and is a predicted model, not a curated record. The transcript has 2 exons. Gene Ontology annotation, molecular function: RNA binding; protein binding. Gene Ontology annotation, biological process: RNA modification. NCBI's taxonomy places the organism in Eukaryota, Viridiplantae, Streptophyta, Magnoliopsida, Brassicales, Cleomaceae.
UAGUAUAUUCACCUGUUGGCCGGCUUGGGCCCAAAUAGAGCAACCAGGCCCUGAAAUGUUAGGAGCUUAAAAGCAGAAGAAAUCUGAAUCACGUUCGGCGGUCGGUCACCUAAUGCUUCUCCGGCGCCGGGAAAUUCGCCGAUAUCUGACAACAAGCUGGUGAUGGUAACAAGUUCUCGAAUUUUCUCAGAAAAUCUGAAAUUUCAUUGUUGCAGAUACAUACUCUGCUUUUUUAGACACUCGUCUUCUUCAGCUCCGUCGCUUUCUCGUCCGAUUUUUCUGAACGGCCAUAAUCCGGUUAAUUUUCUCGAUGAUCGGAGAAGGCACGAGAGACCCUUCUCGUCAAACGAUCUAUCUCGUGGUAAUACAACGUUUGGGAGCGAUGAUGCCACCAAUGUCGGUAAAGUGUUCGAUGAAAUGCCCAACAGAGAUGGUUGGAUGGCAGAAAGUUAUCGGUACGUUAUUGAAAUACUUAGAUCCGCCCUGACGACAAGAGCGAACGCAGAAACUGUGAGGAGAUGCCACUGUUUUGCACUGAAGAUUGGGUUUGUGGAGUAUUUGCCCGCAUCCUCGAUGCUUCUAACGCUUUACGCUCGAAGUGGGGAUUUGUCAUCUUCUCUGGCUUUGUUUGGUGAACUGAACGUGAAAGAUGUGAUUCUUUGUAACAGUAUGAUCUCCGUUCUGGUUCAAAAUGGUCGAUUUUCGGCGGCUUUAGGUUCUUUAGUUGAUAUGAUUGAAAAGGGAAAUGAGUUCGAUUCCACCACUCUUUUGCUUGCAGCUUCAGUUUUAUCCAAUCUAGGUUGCUCGAAACAAGGUAGAUCCGUCCAUGGUUUGGCUAUAAAGACCGGUCUGCUUUCCGAUCCUCGCUUGUGCAAUGCUCUGAUGAAGUUUUACGCAAAAGGCCGAGACUUGAACUCUGCAAUGCUUGCAUUCGCUCAUACGGAACACCGAGACAUUGUCUCGUGGAACACGAUCAUGUCCGGAUGCCUUGCUAAUCAUCAACCCGUGAAAUCUUUGGAAUACUUCAAGAGGAUGAUUCGAUUAGGACAAGCACCUGAUCAUGUGAGUUUGUCAUCGGCCAUAUCUGCUUCUGCUUGUCUGGAGGAGCUUGGUUAUGGUGAAUCCCUCCAUGGGUUGGCUGUGAAGUGUGGUUACAGUACAGAUUUUCACGUUUCUGUGGCCAACUCCAUCAUUUCUAUGUACUCAAAAUGCGGGGACAUGGAGGCAGCAUCAUCAGUGUUCGAAGAAAUAUCGUGGAAGGAUGUCGUUUCUUGGAAUGCAAUGCUCAACGGGUUUGCCUCAAAUGGAAUGAUGAUGUUUCAUGAAGCAUUUGAUACUUUGAGGGAAAUGCAGUUGGUGGAUUCAAUCCGGCCUGAUAUUGGCAGGAGUCACCUCAAUGCACAGAUAUUUUAAAACUUAAGUAAAUCGGUUCACGGUUACGUGGUUCGUAACGAGAUGCAAUCAAGAGCAUUGUCAGUGACCAACAGUCUUAUUGACAUGUACGGAAAAUGUGGGCUAGUAAGACAGGCCGAACUAAUGUUCAGGACAGCAUCUGAACUGGAUUUGGUCUCUUGGAACUCGAUGAUCUCUGCUUACUCACUAAACGAGUUCAGUCCAGAAGCAAAGGGUCUUUUCAAGGAACUGCUCUGGUCCUGUUCGUCGUCUUCACAGUUCAGUUUGUCGACCGUGUUGGCGAUUCUUCCGUCCUGUGAUUCAUCCAAUUCGCUCGUAUUUGGCAGGUCAAUCCACAGUUGGCAGCUAAAGCUAGGGUUUGGGGACAAUAUCCUUUCGGCAAACUCGCUUACCAACAUGUACAUCAGUUGCGGAGACCUUGAUGCAGCAUCUCUGUUGGCCGAGUCAGUGUCCGAGACAAGGGAUGUUACUUCUUGGAACACUGUUAUCUACGGUUGCGCAUCAAAAGGGCAUUACUUAUGGUCUCUGAAGGCGUUCCAAGUGAUGAGGGAAGAAGGGAAAGUUCUUCAUGAUUUGGUCACUCUUCAAGGUACCAUCUCGGCAUGUGGAAACCUCGGGUUGGCCUUACAAGGGAGAUAUCUCCACGGUCUUGCUGUAAAAACCGUGGAAGAAUCGGAUACCCAAUUGCAGAACACGUUGAUCACGAUGUACGGUAGAUGCCGAGACAUUGAGAGUGCUGGCAGAAUCUUUGGUUCGGUCUCUGACCCGAACUUGUGUUCCUGGAACAGUAUGAUAUCGGCUUUGUCUCAGAACAAAGCUGGACAACAAGCGUUUGAGCUCUUCAGAGACAUUACUUUCAACCCUAACGAGAUCACACUCGUUAGCCUUCUCUCUGCUUCCUCUACUUAUCUCGGGUUCGGAAGCUAUGGAGUGCAGAUACAUAGUUACCUCAUUCGCCAUGGAUUCCAGGACAACCCUUUUGUGAUUGCUGCACUGCUGGACACGUACAGCAACUGCGGCAAGCUAGAAACUUGCAUGAAGGUAUUCAGAAACUCGAAGGUGAAGUCACUUGCCGUUUGGAACUCUGUUAUUUCCGCAUAUGGGUUCCACGGAAAAGGCGAGAAAGCGAUGGAAAUGUUCUCGGAGGCGACGAACUCGGGGAUGAAACCGAACAAGAGUACGUUCAUCAGUCUAUUGUCAGCCUGCAGCCAUUCCGGGCUCAUAGAUGAAGGAAUUAGGUACUACAACCAAAUGGAGGAGGAAUUCGGGGUCAUACCAGUCACGGAGCAUCAAGUCUGCGUAGUGGACAUGCUCGGGCGGGCAGGGAGGAUAAGAGAAGCUUACAGGUUCGUCAGAGGGAUUGGAGAAGAGCCGGAAGCUGGAGUGUGGGGAGCUUUGUUGAGUGCAUGUAACUAUCAUGGAGAGAUAGAGUUAGGGAAGGAAGUCGGAGAGGUUUUAUUUGAGAUGGAGCCGGAGAAUGCCGGUUACUACAUCUCGUUGUCGAAUGCUUAUGUUGGGGCCGGGAGAUGGCAAGAGGCCGUGCUGCUUCGACGGCUUGUCGAAGAGAGAGCCUUGACGAAGCUCCCUGGCCGUAGUGUGACUGAUGUUGGUUUUAGGUGACUGUGGAAUGGACGGAAUCUGUAUUCAUUUGCAAAAUAGUGGA